Messenger RNA from Dictyostelium discoideum AX4, 264 nucleotides. Its product is annotated as bolA family protein. The coding region runs from base 1 to 264 and encodes 87 amino acids. The transcript is spliced from 2 exons. Gene Ontology annotation, biological process: protein maturation; intracellular iron ion homeostasis. Gene Ontology annotation, molecular function: 2 iron, 2 sulfur cluster binding. NCBI's taxonomy places the organism in Eukaryota, Evosea, Eumycetozoa, Dictyosteliales, Dictyosteliaceae. The record is from RefSeq and is a predicted model, not a curated record.
AUGGUUAGCGUUGAAGAUAUUGAAAAACGUUUAAAAUUAAAGUUUUCAUCAGAGGAUGAUAAAAUUAAAAUUAUUGAUGAAUCAGGUGGUUGUGGUGCAAAAUUUUUAGUGGCAAUAGGUUCCUCACAAUUUGAUGGUGUUUCAUUACUUGAAAGACAUAGAAUUGUAAAUGAACUUUUAAAAGAAGAAAUUUCACAAAUUCAUGCAAUUACUCUAAAAACUUGGACCUUAAAACAAUAUGAAGAAAAAAUAAAUACAAUUUAA